AUGUCGUGUUUGGACAAUUUGAGCGACGGAUUCCCGUCGCUCGUCUUCGUUUUAGGGUUGUCCCCCGAGGAAGACGAUGAUGAACUCCUCUAAUCUUCUCCGGUUCCAGCAGGCACCCAACGGCGAAAUGGUCGCAGAGUUCCGACAAGAUAUACCUCACCAUCGAGUUGCCCGACGCGAAGGACGUGAAGCUGAAGCUCGAACCCGAGGGGAAGUUCGUCUUCUCCGCUAUUAAAGAUGGCGUCUCCUACGAGAUCGACAUAGAACUCGCCGGCAAAGUCGACGUAGAGGUAAAUCGGAUUCAACGAGGCACAUUAUGAUAUAUGUCUGCAGAUAUAUCGAUCCGAUGCUCGUACUCUUGGGGGUGUUGCAGGAGAGCAAGGUCAGCGUCGGCGUGCGGAGCAUCGUCUACGUCAUCCAGAAAUCAGAGAAGAAAUGGUGGACCAGGUUGCUGAAACAGGAGGGGAAGCCUCCUGCUUUCCUCAAGGUGGAUUGGGACAAAUGGGUUGAUGAAGAAGACGAAGGUAAUCUCGCAUCAGAAUAUCGAAAAUCUUCCUGGGGCGCUGUUUAUGGCUCACUGAUUCUUUCUCUCAUGCUUGUUUGUGGACAGCGAACCAGGGCUUGGACUUUGAUGACAUGGAUUUUUCGGUCAGCGCUGACCCCUCAAUCUGAAAGAAUUCUUCACUGUUCAUAGAUUAUGAGAUUGGUCUUGAAUGUGCUGACGAAGAGGUGAAAAAAUCUCUGCAGAAGCUGGACAUGGGAGGGGAUGAUGACCUCGACAUGGAUGAUUUCCAGGGCAGAGAAGGUGAGGAUGAGUCCUCGAAGAGUGUUUCCACCAGAAUCUAUCUUAGGGUUCUUGAGGAGUGGUUUUCCUGUCUGCAGAAGAUGCUGAAGAAGCCAAGGAUGAGGCGGGAUUCGCUGCAAAAGUCAACGAGGAGACCGGUAAAUGA
This is a messenger RNA of Spirodela intermedia, 950 nucleotides long. The record is from the annotation of a GenBank genome assembly. Lineage: Eukaryota; Viridiplantae; Streptophyta; Magnoliopsida; Alismatales; Araceae.